Molecule: messenger RNA, 807 nt
Organism: Trichophyton benhamiae CBS 112371
Lineage: Eukaryota; Fungi; Ascomycota; Eurotiomycetes; Onygenales; Arthrodermataceae
Exons: 2
Coding region: 1-807 (268 amino acids)
Source: RefSeq, a predicted model, not a curated record
AUGUGGCGAGGCUACGGCUUUGGCAGCAGUGCUGCAUCCUCUCCAGUCUCACCACCAUCGUCUUUCCCACAGCCAGCUCCUCCACCACCAUCGCCAUGCGACGGGCUGCUCGACAUCUACCCUCGCAAGACAUCCUUCUCAACCAUCUCGGGAAGCAACACCUCCUGUGCCUUUCCCUCGUGGCCCAACCGAUCAUCUCUCUACUCCGGCUCCGAGGACGACAGCCACGGCUCUGCCUCGGCCUAUCUCUCUGACGAGGACCUGUUCCCGAUCUCAUCUACUUCGUCGUCAUCCAACCCGAUGCUGGCAGCCAUGGAGACCCCCUUCGGAAGCGAUAGCUUCGACGACAACGAAAACGCCAUCAUCGGAAACCCCGAGCUUACCACCGAGGAGCAGAUCCGACACAUGAACGAAACCGAGGACUGGCGCAUGAGACAGUACGUCCAGGCCCAGGCUCAGGCUCGCGCUCUCCAGGCUCUCCGGGCCGCUCAGCUGGCAGCCGUGGAGCACGCGCAGCAGUGGCGGAAGCAGCUCUUCCUCAACCUCGGCUUCUUCCAAGCAAUAGAUCACCGCCUAUUAUCAUUAUUAUUGUUAUCUGCCUUCUCCUUUGUCAGCUCAUAUGAUACCAACGACUUCAACGAAAGCACAUGCACAACAGCAGCAGCAGCUCCCAUCACCAGAACCAUCACCAUCACCGUCACCGUCACCAUCCACCGGCAGCCAACAAACGAAAAAAACAGACUUCCAGAUGAGUCACUCCCCCAAGGCUUCGGAGGGAUGGUGGAUGCCCAAGGCUCAGCGAGUUAG